AUGCCUUUGUGGUUGUUGUUGAUCCCAGCCAGCGCUUUUUCCACCUUUUUUUACAAGGGAAUCCCAAACUCGUGUACAGAAGAUCGACCAAUUUUUGACAACUUCUCAGUUAUCAUGAGUACUAAAGUGCAAAAGUUAAUGACUCAGCCCAUUAAUCUGAUGUUCAGAUUCUUGCAAAAUAAAGCACGUAUCCAAGUUUGGCUUUACGAGCAGGUGAACACGCGGAUUGAGGGCCGGAUCAUGGGUUUUGAUGAGUACAUGAACCUAGUACUGGAUGACGCCGAGGAAUUGGACGUGAAGCAUCUAAAGCGUACGCCAUUGGGUCGCAUCUUGCUAAAGGGAGACACCAUUACGCUCAUGAUGGCCGUCGAUGCGACAAACGGAUCCAAGUAG
This is a messenger RNA of Peronospora belbahrii, 393 nucleotides long. The record is from the annotation of a GenBank genome assembly. NCBI's taxonomy places the organism in Eukaryota, Oomycota, Peronosporomycetes, Peronosporales, Peronosporaceae.